GCACUCUCCCAAGCAAAAAUAAAAAACUUCUCUAGCAAUACACACCAAAUUGAACAUGUGCAGAGUGACUCCACACGAUAUGUCUUAUCAGGAGAUAAGAGGGGGACACUGAACGAAGGGGAGGAUCAGAGAAGUCAGGAUCAAACAGCAUUAUUACACAAUGCAGAGGAUUACCCCUUAGGUUCCACAGUGAGUAUAACAAGCGUGCUUUACUGCCAGGGGAGGACUGACAACUUAUGGGGCCCCCGGGCAUUAGGGGAUUAUGGGGCCCCUGUGUCCUUGCCCAAACUCAAAAAAGCCUAU
Molecule: messenger RNA, 303 nt
Organism: Staurois parvus
Lineage: Eukaryota; Metazoa; Chordata; Amphibia; Anura; Ranidae
Source: the annotation of a GenBank genome assembly